AUGCCGCGGUGGCGGCGCGUGCUGCUGGCUCUGCUGGCCGCCGCCGCCUGGCUGUCGCCGGCGCUGCUGCCGCCCCCGGAGAGGCGGGUCCCGCCGCCCCCGGCCGCCCCCGAGCCGCCCCCCGGCCCGGCCUCGCCCCGCCUCAUCGUGGCCUACUCGCUGGAGAGCCGCGUGCAGAUGGAGCAGCGCGUGCCCGUGCCCUGCGCGCCGCCCCCGCCGCCCCCGCGCGCCGCCCCCGGCUGGCAGCAGACCACACACGGCACGCACCUCUACUCGGCGCACUACGACUCGCGCCUGGGCGCCCACCACUACGUGCGCGUGGUGGCUGCGCUGGAAGGCCGGGACUACGACAAUUCGACGUCGCUCUUCUGCCAGCUGUGGUUCGGGCGGCGGCCGCUCGUCGUGGAGGCGCUGCAGGCGGAGCUGUGGCUGUCGGCGUGGCGCGACGACGCCAGCUACCGGCCCGUGCUGCUGAGCUGCCCCAUCCCGCGGGAACACAGCUCCCUGGGGCACCGCCCCCGCGGGGUGGCGCUGGUGCGCCGGCCGUGCGCCGCCGCCGGGUCCAUGCUCGCGGUGCCCGCCCAACCGCCCCCGGGGGCGGAGCCCCGCCGCAAGGACUUCGCCGUGUGCGUCAAGGGCCUGGACUUCCCUCGCGAGGACAUCUCGCGACGCCUCGUCGAGUGGUUCGAGCUGAACAUGCUGCUGGGCGCAGACUCGUUCCUCGUGUACGUGUACUCGGCGCACCGCAACGUGAAGGCGGUGCUGGACCGCUACUCGCGCGCCGGCGUGGUCACCCAGUUCCCGCUGCGACUGCCCGGCAGGCUGCCCAACUCCCCGGCCGCCAGGUCGCGCUACCUCCGCGCGCACGUGUGGCAGCGACGCCGCACCGAGGUGGUGCCCUACAACGACUGCCUGUACCGCAGCCUGCGCUCGCACCGCUACGUCGUGCCGCUGGACGUGGACGAGGUUAUCGUGCCGACGAGCGCCCGGACCUGGGGCGAGCUCUUAGCCUCGCUGGACCCGGCCGUGGAGCGGUCGUACGCCUCGAUCUCCGCGCGGAACGCGUACUUCUUCGACGGCUUCCCUCCGGCGCGGGAGUCCUUCCGCUACCCGCGGCACCACCACGCCUUGCGACACACCACGCGCUCCGCCAACUUCAGCCCCGCCGGAGAGGCCGUCAAGAGCUUCGUGUCGACGGAGCGCGCGCUGACCGUCUUCAACCACUACGCCCUGGGCGCGCUCGACCCCGCCGUGGGUAGCAGCCACCUGCUGGACACCUCGCUGGCGCAGCUCAACCACUACAAGGCGGGCUGCGAGCCGCUGCUCGUGCGAGACUGCGAGGACAACUUCCUGAGGCACCGCGUCGAGGACACCCUGGUGCUGCGCUUCGCCGACGAGCUGGUGGCGCGCGUGGAGCCGGUGCUGCGGGAGCUGGGGCUGCUGCCGCGAUGACGUCCUCCCGGAGUCGCGCAGCCUCUGGUUCAGUUCUCCUACCGCCAGAGUCGACAAC
Bacillus rossius redtenbacheri is the source of this 1510-nucleotide messenger RNA. RefSeq lists its product as uncharacterized. The record is from RefSeq and is a predicted model, not a curated record. The transcript has a single exon. NCBI's taxonomy places the organism in Eukaryota, Metazoa, Arthropoda, Insecta, Phasmatodea, Bacillidae. Gene Ontology annotation, cellular component: cytoplasm. The coding region runs from base 1 to 1452 and encodes 483 amino acids. Gene Ontology annotation, molecular function: glycosyltransferase activity.